AUGUCUCACGGCAAGCAGUUCACUCUCUAUACUCAACUGACCGGUCCCAACGGCUGGAAAGUGGUGGUUGUCCUCGAAGAGCUCGGUCUUACCUACGAACCUAUCUACCUCGACUUCGCUCAGGACGAGCAGAAGGGGCCAGAGUACACAAAAUACAACCCCAAUGGACGCAUCCCGACCCUCAUCGACCACAAUAAUGGCGACUUCACGAUCUGGGAGUCCGAUGCGAUACUCCUUUACCUCACGGAUAAAUACGACAAGGAGAAGAAGCUGACGGUGACGGGCGACAAGGAGAAGUACACCCUCAUCCAGUGGCUCUUCUUCCAGUCCUCCGGCCAAGGCCCGUACUUUGGUCAAGCCUUCUGGUUCAUCAGAUACCAGCCCGAGCGUGUCCCCUCUGCGAUUGAACGCUACCAGAAAGAGACAAUCCGCGUCUUCUCGGUCCUCGACUCUGUGCUCUCCAAGCCCGAGAACGGCGGCUGGCUCGUCGGUGGUAAGCCGACCAUCGCUGAUCUUUCCUUCAUCAAUUGGAAUGAUGCCGCAAUCAAUAUCGCGAUCAAGGACUAUGCGGACGUCGAGAAAGCGUACCCCGCGUUCUAUGCGUGGCACCAGAAGCUCAUUGCUCGUGACGCGGUACAGAAAGCGUUCGCGAUCCAAGCGUCGCUUCAGAAGUAG
Dichomitus squalens LYAD-421 SS1 is the source of this 675-nucleotide messenger RNA. Its product is annotated as glutathione S-transferase C-terminal-like protein. Bases 1 to 675 code for a protein of 224 amino acids. The transcript has 4 exons. The record is from RefSeq and is a predicted model, not a curated record. NCBI's taxonomy places the organism in Eukaryota, Fungi, Basidiomycota, Agaricomycetes, Polyporales, Polyporaceae.